Molecule: messenger RNA, 1533 nt
Organism: Nematolebias whitei (Rio pearlfish)
Lineage: Eukaryota; Metazoa; Chordata; Actinopteri; Cyprinodontiformes; Rivulidae
Gene: atp6ap1a
Product: ATPase H+ transporting accessory protein 1a
Exons: 10
Coding region: 20-1459 (479 amino acids)
Cellular component (GO): proton-transporting V-type ATPase complex
Source: RefSeq, a predicted model, not a curated record
UGCUGUGUGAGAGGGAAAGAUGGCGUCCGGGUCGGAUAAGCUGCAGCGCGUCUGUGUCGCCCUCUUCACCGUGCUCGGUGUGUUCCGGUGCUUCGGUGUGGGUCGGUGCGAUGAGCAGGUGCCUCUCAUCAUGUGGACCAGCGAGGGGGUCUCCCUUCCUCGUCAGUCUCCUCCUGCAGCAGGUCUCAUUGUUGGACAGCAGCAGCUCGUCUCCUACCUGGACAAGGCUUUGGCCAUCGGUCCACAAAAUGUUCUGCUCUUCCUUCAGGAUAAGGUAUCCAACAAAGACAUGGGUCAAUCAGGCCAAAAAAAAAAACUUUGUUUUGCUUUUAUUAACAGAGCACUUCAGUCCUCUUCGUCCCCUCUGGUGUUACCUGCUGUGUCUUGGCCUGCCUCCCAUGCUGUGAUUGGUCAGUUGCAGGACCAAUUAGCGGUUUCUCCUUUAUACAUGGAUCCUGAGACCCUGAGCCAACUCAGACUCAAUGCCUCUUCACCGGCUUUUCUGGUGUUUAGGUUGCCUUACACAACUGGGACUGAUCUGCUGUCUCCAAAAGAAAUCCUCAGUGGAAACGAUGAGGUGAUUGGUCAGGUGAUGAGCAUCAUGAAGACCCAAUCUGUCCCGUACACAGCCAUUUACACUGGCUUGCAGCCCUCAAGGGAGGCGGUGUCCCUGUCUUUGGAACCGGUCCUGGGGGGAGGACGCUCUCUGUUGCAGUCCAGAGGUGGAUACAGGGACCGAUACAGGGAAAGAGAGCGGCAACAGAAAGUCAAGGCUGGGGUCUACGCUCCAGUGGAGUUUAAGGAGAGGGAGAAAACCUGCAUCCUGCUGUGGUCCAAGAGCCUAUCGGUCAGCAUCCUUCGCAGCGGUCGCUGGGAAAUUCAUGACCUGACCUCGUCUACCUUUGGUGAAGGUGUUAGCCCCAAACUUCAUGGGUCCAGCUGUGACCAAAACAAAGCAAGGUUGGUUCUGAAUUAUGAGAAUGUCCUUGGCCAUCGUAACUUCAAGCUAAUCUUCGCCAUGAGCCAGCGUCACUACAAAGUGUCUGCACGGCGCUGGUUCACUAUGGAUGCAGUGGAACUCGAGUAUGACGGCACUAAGGCCACGUUCAAUGGCAGCAGGUACAUUUACGCUCCUGCUGAGUACUCGUACCGCUGCGAGUCCGUCACCAGCUUCCGUUGGCCCCUGCUCGUCCCACGGUCUUCCAAGGACCCAGCCAAUCAGUGGAGGGUAUCUUUUGAGGACUUCCAGAUUCAGGGCUUUAACGUGACCGGCAGGGACUUCUCGUAUGCGAGUGACUGUGCAGGUUUCUUCUCCCCUGGGAUCUGGAUGGGUCUGAUGACUAGUCUUCUCUUGGUUCUGGUCCUCGCAUACGGCCUGCAUAUGAUCAUGCAGCUCUGCACCAUGGACCGCUUUGACGACCCCAAGGGUCCUGCCAUUUCUGUGCCCCAGACCGAGUAACACAUAUCCAGACUGUCUUCUCCUGAGUCUUCUGUUCUCCUCAUACUGCAGUGAUUCACCCCCCCCCCCCCCCC